GGUGUGGGCAAGUCCAAAGCCUCGCGGCAACUCGCUCUGCAGGUUAUCCCGGUGAAUCACUCCUCAUUCGGCUAUAAGUAGGGCAACUUUCCUAAUGGUUUUAUUUUCCUUUUCGCGCUCCCAACAGGGACUUUGUUUCCAGACACCAUGAGUAAGUCCAACAGCCUGAAAGUAAAGAGCUUUUUUAAAUUAAAAUCACCUGAGAAAGAUAGCAAGGACUUGGAACGGUCGGACACCCUCAAAGAUGGAGUAUCGACUUUACCGACGAGCCCCGGUCCCCUCAGCCCGGGACACAACGCCACAUUGGCCGGCGAUGUUGUACCCAUUCCCCCCAAAGAAAAGAAGGGAAGGCGGCUGUUGUCAUUCAAGAUGAAACGGAAGAAAUCCAAGCGCAAAGAACAAGAAGGAGAAGAGGUGUUCUUCACUGAUGAAGUGGGCAACUUCAACAAACAACUGAGCUAUGACCAGAUGAGUGUUUCCACAGAGUGCAGUUUCCGGACUGAAUCAGACUGGGAACCUUAUUCUGAGUCUACCUCCAUGAUCAGCUUCGACAUGACUCAGGCACACGGGCCCAUUUCCCCCUCAAAACUCUUUAAGAGUUCGGAGGACAAGAGGGGAGUGUUUGAUCGCCUCAGCAAUUUCUUCAACAAGAGAAAAAAGAGCAACAGUAGGCGGCAGUCGGAGGCCUGCGAUUCAAGUUCCCCAACGUCCCCCUUGUCUCCACAUUCACUCCAGUCGCUACAGGAGGAUGGCCUAAAGACACCAACUCCUUCUCGGAAAGACAGUCAACUAACAGGGAUUUCUCAUGGAGAAGACAGAACGGGAGCAGAGUUUGGUGACACCCUCAGCUCCAGUCCCAGCACCUUAAGCAUGGCUUCUCUGUUGACAGACGGAGCAGAGCUCCCGUUUGCAGAUAGUAAUAGCAGUGGCCAAAGCAGUGUGAGGGAGGUGCACGUGUGCAGGGUUAGCACAGCUAGCGGUGGAAGUAAUUCUGGGAAUUUGACUCCAACCACUCUGGAUCUUGCUACUAGCACUCAUCAAAGUGCUGAUUCCAGCUCAACACUAGGUUUUACAGAGUCAGUGGUGGAAGAAGUGAGCAAGAGGCUACAGGUCAGUUUGGAUGAAAAUGUCCUGAAGAAUACAGAGAGUUCCAAUGAGGAUAAUGCAGUUGGUCCCACCACACUGUUGGCGUUGAACACCCCCCUUUCCAAGGCAGCUGAGACCCCAAAGUCACCUAACUUAACUUCUAUAAGCUUAACAUCAAAUAAAACAUCAGUGAAAGUUGGAGAGAAGGGGCACAGGACUGCGCUGAGAGGAAUAACUUUAGGCUCUCAGUCGUCCACCUCACACCUCAUCUUGACCCAACAGGAUGAUGAGAACUCUUCCCCGGUCAUAGUGAGGGAAAACAAGAGGAGGGGUCAGGUAUUCUCUUGGAACACUGUAGGCGAAGCUUUUAGCGCCUCACCUGAGGAGGAGCAAGUGCCCAGAGGAGAUUCUCCCGUCCAACUCCACAAAGCUAUAUGGGUGGAAACAUACCUGGGAGCUGAGGAGGAAGGGGAGAGGGAGAGGGAGGGGGAGAAAGAGAAGGAUAUAAUUCAACGAGGGGAGGAAGGCUUCAGAGCGGACUCGCCUCCCGUGCUGGCUAUACCUGUCACAGUAAUUGCUGAGGACGACUCAAUCCCCCAGUGCGCUGCUGAAAGAAGGGCUUCUACCCCCUCCGAGACCUUGACGUCCAGUGGCAGCUUGCCAGAACCAGCCAUCUCCUUGGCACCGACUACAGGGGAGUUCAAAACAACCUUACCACAGCCAGAGGAGCCUGACACUGGCACAGACUCAAAGCAAAGUUCACAACAGGAGAAACGCAGAUCGAGAGAAAUUCGUGUCACGCGCAAGACUGUAAAUCUGCCUUCGAAGCACAAGGCAUUUGCCCACAAGGUGGACGUUAACCCUGAGCCAAGUUUGGAUGGGAACGAACCAGCAGGAGAAAAGCUCGCCAGAGUUUUGACUACAAAAACUUCAGAAACAACAGAAAGGAAGCUACUCCAAAACAACAACAAUGUGGAUCUCAAGGAAGCCAACCUUGAGCCAUUUCCAACAACAGAUGAGACUACACACUCUGAUACAAAUACUCCUGAACCGCUAGUUAAAGAAAAAACAGACUGUGAGGCCUCUGACUUUGAAAAUACCUCAACAACCUCAGACAUGUCUAUAGCAAAGUCCCGAGCGGUGGGAUCUGGGGUAAGUGGCCCAGGGGCUAACCAGUCUACACCCUCCAAACGAGGGGUCAAAGCAGCAGCAGCAGAAAGUCAGCAUUCCACGGCAAGUGGUGCAAAGACCCCGUCCGCAGCUGGCAGCAAGGCCAAAACUGGCACAACAAAGGCUAAGGCCUCCACAGAGAGCACAAAAGUGGGAACUUCCAGUAAUAUGCCACCAAUGAGGGAACAUAGCAAAGAUAAAACAGUUUCUAUGUUACCAACAUUGAAAGAUCAAAGCACCAGUGGUCCCUCAAGUCCAACAGGUUCAAAGUCUAAAAUCCCCAAAAGGUCAGCAUCAGAUGCUGAUGUGAAAUCACCAGUGACACCAGAUAAAACACCAGUGACUGAUGCCUCUGGGCCAGUGUUCACUGCUAAAUGGCAAAAACAACCCAAAACCAAAGAAGCUUUAAAAUCUCUGGUCACUGCAACCAAAGUUGGCAGGAAAAAAAGUUUUGAAGAAACCAAGGGAGGGAAAGCUCUGUCAGGAGACGUUUCUCCCACAAAAACAUUACACAAGACGGGAACAAAGCUUAUUAAAGAAAAUUCAGAUGAGGACAUUGGCUCGAUAAACCUGUUCAAUGGUGUGGAUAAAGACCAUGAGGAGAAUAGUACUAAAACAGGACACCCGAUUGGCAGAGAGGGCCUGGAUGUAAAAAAACAAGGGCAAAACUAUCUGGAGAAUAAUGCCUCCUUGGUAUCAAAGAGUCGGUUGCCCAUUUCAUCUCCAACAAGAAAGAAGAACGAUGAGAUAACUAAAACAAGUGGCACUAACUAUAAAAAAAUGUCAUCUGGUAAGACAGAUUCAGACAGAUCCACGACAGUCCAAAAGCUGCAAGAAGUGACUCCUGGUGAGAGACCUGGUAAUGAGACACCACAUCCGCUCCCUGAAAGUCCCAAAAAAGCAGGAAGCAUGCUGUCAACCAGAGUAUCCAAACACCUCUCUAAAAGAAGCAUGAGCCAAGAAGAGAGUGACUUUUGUUUCUCUCCACCUCCUACCAAGCAAGAGGAAACUGUCUCAUCAAGGCUCUCCAAACAGAGCAACAUCAAACACCACAGAAGUCUAGUAAAGGAUUCAGCUGAUCCCUCAUCACCUGUAAGGAAGCUUCCUACAAUGAGUCAAAUAGUAACAUCCAGAAAACAUUCACCAACUAGUAAUUCUGCAAGCACAUCCACAUCCACACAGGACUCAAAUCAGAACACUAACACAGAGAUAACUGUCAAAGCAUCUGAGAGUGGCAUAGCAGAUGUGAAAGACAAUACUAGUGGUGACAGAUUAAAAUUCAAGUUUCCGUCUACAGUGGAACAACAGCACAUCAUCAAAGUCCCAGGCAAUCAGUCCAAUACCAGUGAAAACAAGCUGAAAGGAAAUGAGACAAAGGAAUUAGAGAGCGUAACCAGCCCUGCAACUGAGGAGAUUUUAAUAAUCCAUCCAAUGCAAAGAAAAGAUGAGAUUAUUUCAGAAAACACUCCAUUAAACGUUACACCAGUUACAGGCCCAGGGACUGUGGUAUUGCCUUGCAAAGAAGUUGCCAAGGCAAGUCCAUCUCAGUCGCAAGUUACCGAUACUAAUACUGAGAGUAAUUGCCAGGUAGGGCAGCAUGAGACCAAACAACGAGUUAAGUCUACAUCUAUGAAAUCUCAAAUUCAAAGUGACAACACCGCCCAAGAACAGAAAACACAGUUUUCACAAAAGAUUUGUCCAGAAGAAGUAAAAGAGAAAGACAUUUUAGAGGCAACCAAGCUAAUAAGUAAGACAAAACCAGAUUUACUCCAGGAGAGACGCCUUCCAGAGCCGAAUUCUGCAGUUUUGGUUCAGAACACAAUAUCAGCUCAUGGGAAUGAAACUAAUAUGUCAGCCAAACCUGCUGUGGAUGGUAGCACUCACUGUGACAUCAACUACUCUGAUCAGGAAGGUGUUAUGCCCAUUAGUGUUUUCCUUGAAGAAACUAAUAAGGUCACUUCUAAAGAAAAUAAUAGAAAUAGUCUUCCUGCUAAAUUGGCCUCAAAAGACCAAGGUGCUGAGCCAAAAGAUGUACUUUUAGUCACUUCCGUUACUGUUUCAGUUGAUGACCUGUUAUUGAAGGAUCAAACCACAAAUAUCAUUCUUAGAAAUGAUAGCUUGCCCACAUUAAGCAGAGAUUUAGUUAAUGAUUUUGAGGUAGAGGAGGAAAGGAAAGAGGAGGCUUGCAGGAAACCCGCAAAGGCUUUGGACAUUCACACAGUGGCUGUUUGUGAAAUGCCCAAGAAUGUUGAAAAUAAGCUGGACAAAGAGCCUCUUUUACUGGCAGGAGAAUUUGAAAGUCAGGAGAAAGACUCAAAACCAAAUGAAAAGCGGAAUGAUGCAGCAGUGGAAAGCACUGACUCAGAGAACAUUUCCAAAAAGGAGCUUAAGGGCAUAACUAUUGAGAAAGAAGCAGAGAAAGGCAUUACAAAAACACAGAAGCCAACAGAACUAUUAUCAGAGGAGAAACGUUUACAGCCUGACUCAGAAGAGGGAGCACAGACGGUAGUUACGGCUGCCCUGGAAGAGAAGAUGACAGAAGCAGAGCAAGCAAGAAGUGCACUCCAUGAAAAUACAGUCAGUGUGGUUAAAACAAAGGAGAAAUGUGAGAUCCGCUUAAAAGAAAAUGCAGACAGUGGUGAUAAGGACAAAGACCAGCAGAUAAAGACAUCAGCAGAGAAAAAUAAACAGGAACCCAAAGUUCUUCUAGCCAAAGAUGAGAAGGUCAGGGAUAAGGAAGAAAUUCAGGGGGACAAACACACGGAUGUUGUGAAGAAGAGACAAACUCCAGAAUUAAACGCCAUGAGCUCUGGAACUAAUUCUACUAAAGAAAAUAUCCAAACAAAGGAUUUAUCAGUGAAGAAUUUACCAAAUGAGAUUUCAAAUAAGCCUGCUGGCUCCAAAGUUAGGAGACACAAGGAACAGAACACUUUAAUUGCUAAAGACCAAGAUGACAACAUUGAAAAAACAGAGGGACAUUCUUCUAGAUCAGCAGAAUCCAAAUGUCCAAAUACUGACCCAAAACAGGAACUGGAAAUGGUAAGAACAGAAGCUCCAGAUAAGAUAUCAGAAAGCCAAACUCAAGAAAUAAAGGUUGUAAGCACCAUAACUCAGAGUGCUGUCAGUACCAAGGAAAAUACUGAAGCAAAGGAUUCAAUAGAUGAAAGAUUGGUGGAUGAAACAACAAUGAGAACAGAAGCUCCAAAGAAGAUAUCAGAAAGGCAAACUCAAAAACUAAAGGUUGCAAGCACCAAAACUCAGAGUGCUGAUGGAGCCAAGAAACAGAAUACUUUAAUUGCUAGAGACCAAGAUGAGGACAUUAGAAAAACAGAGGAAAAUGUUUCUAGAUCAGCAGUAUCCAAUUUCCCAAAUGCUGACCUAGAACAACAACCUGAGACAGCAAAAGCUCCAGGGAAGACCACAGAAGUUUUACAAAUGGUUACUAGACAAGAACUAAAAGCAGUAAAUGGGGAAACCCAGAGUGCUGAAGGUACUAAAGAGAAGACCAAAACAAAGGAUCCAACAAUAAUGAGUAUGGCGAAUGACACUGCAAUUAUGCAUGCUGACUGUGAGGUUAAUGUACAACACCAGUUGUCCAUAGUUGUUAGCGAUCAACAUGCAGACAUAACUAAACCUGAUAUAAGCAUAUCAACAGAAUCCAAACGUUCAAAUAUUGACCUAAAACAUGAAUUGGAAAUGGUAAGAACAGAAGCUCCAGAGAAGAUAUCAGAAAGCCAAACUCAAAAACUAAAGGUUGUAAGCACCAAAACUCAGAGUGCUGAUGGAGCCAAGGAACAGACAACUUCAAUUUCUAGAGACCAAGAUGAUGACCUAGAAAAAACAGAGGAACAUACUUCUAGAUCAGCAGAAUCCAAAUUCCCAAAUGCUGACCUAGAACAACAACCUGAGAUAGCAAAAGCUCCAGGAAAGACCACAGAAGUUUUACAAAUGGAUACUAGUCAAGAACUAAAAGCAGUAAGUAGGGAAACCCAGAGUGCUGAAGGUACUAAAGAGAAGACCAAAACAAAGGAUUCAUCAAAUAAGAGUUUGGUGAAUGAGACAACAAUUAAACCAGAAGCUCCAAAGAAGGUAUCAGAAAGCCAAAAACUAGAAGCUGUAACCACCGCAACUCAGAGUGCUGAUGGAGCUAAAGAGAAGACUGGAACAAAGGAUACACCAAUUAAGAGUCGGGUAAAUGAGGUUUUAAUUGAGAAUGCUAAUUCUGAAGUUAGCACCCAAAAGGACCAGAAGCCCUCAAUUGUAAAAGAUGGACAUGUAAAGAUUAAGAAACCUGAGAAAAACUCUGAACAUUCCACUGAUAUUAAAGCCCUAACUGCAAACCCAGUUGUUUUUACAACUGAAAAAGCAGGUAGUCAGACUGAUAGUAAACAGAUGAAAAGAAAAGAAAUGAAAGAGGAGGGUGAAAUUGAAAACAAAGGGACAAAGCAGAAGGAUCAGCAGAUGAAUGCCUCAAAGAUAGACACCAAGCAAGAGUCGGAACGCAUUACUGUAAUAGAUGCAUCAAGCAGAAAAGAUGAGGAAGAACAAAAAGACAAACCCACUGUUGUUCCAGAUAAAGUACUUAAUAGCCCUGAUGCUCAGAAGAAUGAUGAAGAAAAAACUAAAACAGAUCUGAAACCAAAACAGCAGACUUUAAGAGAAGAGACACCCAUAAACCUCAGUUAUCCACAAAAGCCUUCAAAGCCAACACUCAAUGGCAGUUUGUCUCGUUCUGCGACAGCAGAACCACCUUCAACAUCUCAAAGUAUUCAGCAAAAGGAGUCUCCAUCUAGCUGGUUAGAUGUAAUGCAUCAAAAACAAAAGGAACAUAAAAGAAGAUUAAAUGCCUCCGCCAGUGAGGAUACAUCUCUUGAGCCUGACGACUUUGAUCAUUUUAUCAGGAGCAUUAAGGAGGGCAGCAUUCCGUUCUCGCUGCCUCCAAAGAGGCAUGUUCGUAAAAAGUCCCCAUCUCCACCUUAUGCCAUGCCAGCCAUCAAGGAGGACCAUUUUGAGAGAACGUUUGAUCCAGAGGAAUUCCAGUUUGGCUUAAGAAAACAUGGCAACAUUUUUAGGGAUCCUUCCCCAGCUAUGAUGCUUAAACAAAAAGCAGCUGAUAGGAAAGGACUGACCUUAGAAAAAUGUGCAGAAGAUAGUGUCAUGCACUCACCAAGGGACAAUAUUAAAUCACUUGAUGAGGUGGAAGGAAAAGAUGGAGCCAACGAGGGGACACACAUUAAAGCAGGAAAAGAAGAGGGACAAACAAACAAUGGAGAAGAUCCUGGGAAGCUGACAUCACGACUUGGGAGGAUGUCCAUCCUCUCCAACUUACUGAGUUCCCCUCAUUCCUCCAGGAAGGCCAAAGAGGAAGCUACCACCACCUCAAAUAACCCACAUUCCAACAAACAACAGGGCCUGCUCUCACUUGCAAAGCAGGAAGUUGUUGAAUCACCUUUGCCUGCCGUUGAAGCAGAUAAGAAGGGAGUGAGAAGUACAGAUCAAGGCCCACUUGUGGGUGGUGGUAUAGGUACAGGUAGUGAGUCAGCACUCAACCACUCCUCUCCUCCUCUGCCCUUGUUCUCUGAGAUAAAGCUGCCUGUUCAUUUGGAGAAGUACCUCAAGAAUAACAAAUCAGAAUCUGAGGCCUCCCAGGGCUCUACACAGACAACUAAAACUAAAAUGAAUCCUGAGGGUUCUGUGAUAGACCAGGCCUCGAUAUCAGGAGUACCCGAUGUGGAUGUAAGCCUGAAGGACCCUGCAGGAGUGCCUCCAACCGGCAACAAUAGCCAGCAGACUUGUAGAAAUGGACUUGCUACUUCUACAACUAAGAUACCUGUAGUAAGAGGGUUUCACAAAAGGCCUGGAAAGAUUGUGAUACAUGAACAUGCUCAGUUUGGAGGGCAGCCGUUUGAACUCUACUGUGAUCUAGAGGAUGCCACCACAAUUAAGCUUUCCCCCGUCAUCUCAGUCAGAGUAAUCAGAGGAUGCUGGCUCCUCUUUGAAAAACCUGGCUUCCAGGGUCGUAUCAUCGCACUUGAGGAAGGUCCCACAGAGCACUUGGUGAAUAUGUGGGCAGAGGAGGAAACACCAUCAACACUAGACCAGAUGGGUCAACCUGUACCAACAGCACCUAUGGUCAUAGGUUCUAUUCAGUUGGCAGUUAGAGAUUAUAGCAUACCCCAAAUCGACCUGUUUGCAGAAUUCAAUGGGUUGGGGAGGAUGUCAUCUUACUGUGACGACGCUGUAGAGAUUGCCUCCUUUGGGAUUCCACAGACCACCGGCUCCAUUAAGGUUCAUUCUGGAGUCUGGCUGGUAUACACUGAUCCAGGGUUUGGAGGUUUUGUUGGAGUGCUGCAGGUUGGGGAGUAUCCCCGCCCAGAGUCCUGGGGAUUCCCUGAGCCCUUUAUCGGGUCCCUCAGACCUCUCCGAGUGGGACCAAUAAUGGUGGAGCAUCCUCGUGAAUUCAAGGCCUUAGUGUUUGAGAAGCCCAACUUUGAUGGAGAGUGCAUAGAGGUUGACAGCGAUGCGUAUAACUUGCAAGUAGAGCUGGAAGAGGAGAAAACAGGCAAACCAGACGAGAACAAGAAGACAUUGUCUACAGUGGGGUCUUUAAAGAUACUUGGUGGUCUCUGGGUGGGCUAUCAAGAGGCAGACUUUGAAGGCCAGCAGUACAUCCUGGAGGAGGGGGAGUAUCCUCACUGCAGUGACUGGGGAGGAUCUGAGGAUGGGCUCCUGUCGCUUCGGCCUGUAUGCGCAGAUUUCCUUUCCCCUCACGUCAAACUGUUCAGUGAGCGGCACUUUGAUGGACUGGGGCGCAACGUGGACUUGCUGGGCCAUGUCAUCAGCAUGGAGGACGUCGGCCAUAGUGGCAAAACUCAGUCUGUCAACGUCAUGGGUGGAGUGUGGGUGGGGUUUGAGAAGCCUGGAUUCAGUGGAGAGCUCUACGUUCUGGAGAGAGGCCUGUAUGCAAGCCCAGAGGACUGGGGAGCCCAGAACUUCAACAUCUCAUCCAUACAGCCGGUCUUCCAUGACCCACUGAUGGUAAAAACCAGAUUCAAGGUGCAGCUGUAUUCUGAGCCAGACUUCCAGGGAAGGCUGGUGGCUCAGGAGGACAGCGCAGCAGCCCUGGAUGAGGACUUCCAACCCAAGUCCUGUAAGGUGCUGGCUGGCAGAUGGGUGGCAUAUGAAGGAGCUCAGUUCACAGAGAACAUGUAUGUGUUGGAGGAGGGAGAUUACCCCAACACAGAGGCCAUGGGCUUCCUGUCCUCAGACUCUACCAUUCGCUCCAUACAAACCCUUGGACAUGAGUUGUCCCUGCCCUCCAUUGUCCUGUUCAGUAAGGUGGGCUGUAGAGGGCGCAAGACGGCGCUGACUAACGGAGCUGUGAACCUGAUGCAGGCAGGCAUGGACACGCGCAUAUGCUCCCUGGUAGUGGAGGGAGGAAUGUGGGUGUUGUACGAAGGCAGUAACUACCGGGGUCGACAGCUGCUUCUCCAGCCUGGUGAAGUGACUGAUUUGUGGAAGUUCAGCGGCAGGCGGCAAUUAGGAUCCCUACGUCCAUUACCCCAGAAGCAGAUGUACAUCCGUCUGCGGAACAUGGAGACCGGAUGUGUGAUGUCCCUGACAGGAACUCUGGAUGACAUCAAGCUGAUGAGGGUUCAGGCUGUGGAGGAGACAGGAGGGUUAGAGCAGGUCUGGCUCUAUCGGGAUGGGCAGCUUACCUGCAAGCUGGUGGAUGAUUGUUGCCUGGAGACCACAGGCAGUGUGGUGAUGGAGGGCGGACGGCUUUGUGUUGCCCCGGAGCGAGGCAAAGGCAACCACCUGUGGAACAUCACCCCAGAUGGCCGAGUGCACUGUCACCUCAAACCUAACCUGGUCCUGGAGGUCAAAGGUGGUCAUCAGUAUGACAAGAACCAGGUGAUCCUCAACACGUGCAAUGAGAGAAAAUUGAACCAAAUUUGGACCUUGGAUAUCCUGUGAUCUGAUGAGCCUCGUGCUAACUCAUUAUGAACCCUGUGGAAGACGCACACGCACACACACACACACACACAUAGUUGGCCUGGGAGGUCACUGCACCUUUUUGUGGUAUUUUGACACUCCUUGAGGAGGGUAACCAUUGACUGGAUCAACAUUUAAACUAUUAUCAUAGUGUAAAAAAUAUUGCUUAUUUUUAACCCCUUGAUUUCAAACACUAUAUACCAAAGACUCCCUUCUCUGUUUUGACUGCAUGUAGUGAAAACUCAGCCCUGUUUCAAUGCUGCAUACCUUUCUUCACUUUAUGGUACUUUUUGACUUCAUGGCUCCGAUUUUCCAGUUUUCUUUUCAUGAUGGUGGCCAAUAUGAAUGUAAAGUGUAUUGACAGCUGCAAUAUGAAGUCCGAUGUGCCCACAAUCCAAAGAUUUUUUAAGACUAAAGAGUUUUCAUUUUUAUUGUUGGAGAUCAAAAAUGGUUUGAAUAUCUUUUUAAAAUGUGAUAGGUUUUUUCCAUUUUUACACAAACUGUACUUUGCUGUAUUAGGUUGUACAUAAGCAUCACUUGUAUAGAUUUGGGCCUAAAUUUUAAAGCAGAACUGCAAUGACAAUGUCACACACUGUUGAUUGUAAAUAUGUGAAUGU
This is a messenger RNA of Etheostoma cragini (Arkansas darter), 10868 nucleotides long. It is a transcript of the gene crybg1a, whose product is annotated as crystallin beta-gamma domain containing 1a. Bases 148 to 10233 code for a protein of 3361 amino acids. The transcript is spliced from 23 exons. The record is from RefSeq and is a predicted model, not a curated record. Lineage: Eukaryota; Metazoa; Chordata; Actinopteri; Perciformes; Percidae.